Molecule: messenger RNA, 5697 nt
Organism: Acanthopagrus latus (yellowfin seabream)
Lineage: Eukaryota; Metazoa; Chordata; Actinopteri; Spariformes; Sparidae
Gene: pappaa
Product: pregnancy-associated plasma protein A, pappalysin 1a
Exons: 22
Coding region: 200-5167 (1655 amino acids)
Molecular function (GO): protein binding; metallopeptidase activity
Source: RefSeq, a predicted model, not a curated record
AAAAAAAAAAAGAAGAAGAAAAAAACAGAGAGAAGGGGGGAAAACUCGAGAGGAUUCCAAAAAGGAGAACAUUGUGGACAUACAUUUUUCCCCCAGUUAUCCCGUUCUUUUAUUUUAUUUUUUUUCAUCUUAUUUUAAAUAUUUUUUUUUUAUUUUUAUUUUUUUUAUUUUAUUUUUUUGCCAUUUCCUCUCCCGAAAAAUGAAACUUUGGACAUCUCCCUGGGUGUCUUGCCUGGUGAUUCUCAUCUUGUGUUUUGGAUCAGAGUGCGGGACAGUCCGGAGAAAGGGGAGAUCCAAGAGGGAGUUGGUGCGCAUUAGGGAGGCGAAAGCCACCAUCCCAGGGGCUUGUGCCACACGUCUGCCCCGGGGCAAGCGGUCUUUGCCCGGCUUGGAGCGACGGGUGCUUCGCCAGCGUCGGCGCUCCUCGCAGGCGGAGGAAAACUCUCCAGACCGGGGGAAAGCUGUCUACUUCACCGGCAGAGGAGAUCAGCUGCGGCUGAAGCCCGGCGUGGAGAUACCCAGAGGAAAUUUCACUCUAGAGAUGUGGAUCAAACCGGAGGGAGGUCAACGAUCACCCACAGUGAUUGCAGGACUAUACGACAAAUGUUUCUACGCCUCCAGUGACCGAGGCUGGCUGCUUGGCAUCCAGGCGGUUAGUGAACAUGGGAAUCGUGAUCCCCGCUUCUUCUUCUCCCUUAAAACUGACCGUGCCCACAAAGUGACCUCCAUCCACUCCAACACUCGCUAUGUACCCAACCAAUGGGUGCACGUGGCUGUCACAUACAAUGGCGUGUACAUGAAGCUCUUUGUGAAUGGCGCCCAAGUGGGCGUCAGUCGGGAGCAGUCAGGCGAUGUCUUCAGCCAUUUGACCAAAAAGUGCAAGGUGCUGAUGAUUGGCGGGAAUGCACUGAAUCAUAAUUACAGGGGGGCAGUGGAGAGGGUGGGUCUAUGGAGGCAGGCCAGAGGGCAGAGGCAGAUUAUCAGGGAUAUGCAGGGCCAUGAGGACCCCCAAGAUCUACCUCAGCUGGUCAUUCGUGAAACAUUUGAGCACCCAGGCCGGAAGUGGCUUACUGUAAAAGAUGGUAGCUUUCCUCAGCCUGAGCAGGGAGGAGGUGGACGAUUAGGUUUUCUGGGUGGUGGUGGAGUUGGAGAUUUGGAGGGAUUAUUGGACACAACGCUAGAGCCUCCAACUUGCGGUCAAACUGUCUGUGACAAUGUUGAGGUCAUCAAAAACUACAACCACCUUUGGACCUUCCGUCGUCCCAAGAAAGUACGAUACCGCGUAAUAAAUGUUUGGGACGAUGCACGGAUGAGGCCGACUGUAACCGACCACCAGAUCAGCCUCCAGCACCAGCACUUAAAUGAUGCCUUCAGCCCCUACAACAUCACCUGGGAGCUCAGCAUUCACAAUGUGACAAAUUCCUCCCUUCGAAACCGCCUGAUCCUAGCUAACUGUGAUAUCAGCAAAGUCGGCGAUGAUGCAUGUGACCCAGAAUGCAACCAUCCGCUGACAGGGUUCGAUGCAGGUGACUGCAUGUCCGGUCAUCGGAGCCGUUGCCCUGAACACAAGCAGGGGAAUGGUAUAUGUGACCCUGAAUGUAACUGGGAAAACUUCUUCUACGACCUUGGCGACUGCUGUAACCCCAAUGUGACGGACGUGACCAAGACGUGCUUCAACCGCUCUUCUCCACACAAAGCCUAUUUGGACGUGAAAGAGCUGAAAGAGGUUCUGCAGUUGGACGGCUCGACUCACCUGAAUGUCUUCUUUGCCAAUUCCUCUGAUGAAGAUCUGGCGGGGGUUGCCACUUGGCCCUGGGACAAAGAGGCCCUCACACAUUUGGGUGGAAUCGUGCUGAACCCCUCCUUCUACGGCACCUUCGGCCACACCGACACAAUGGUCCAUGAGAUCGGUCACAGUCUUGGGCUUUACCACGUGUUUCGAGGUAUAUCGGAGAUCGAGUCGUGCAACGACGCGUGUUUGGAGACCGAGCCGUCGAUGGAGACCGGCGAUCUGUGCGCGGACACAAACCCCACGCCCAAAUACAAAGGCUGCCACGAUCCAGAGCCGGGCAAUGAGACCUGUGGCUGUCGGCAUUUCACACACACGCCAUUUAACAACUACAUGAGUUAUGCAGAUGAUGCCUGCACGGACUCCUUCACACUGAACCAGGUGGCCAGGAUGCACUGCUACCUAGAUCUCAUCUACCAGACCUGGCAACCUGCCUCCAAACCGCCUCCGGUGCCAAUGGCACCCCAAGUGGUCGAGCAGCAUCAUAAUUCCAUCACCCUGGAGUGGUUUCCGCCGAUUUCCGGACACUUUUACGACAGAGAAUUGGGAUCAGUGUGUGAUAAAUGCACUGAGGGGAGAGUUCUACUGCAGUAUGCCUCCAAUUCCUCCUCCCCACGACCGUGUGCACCUUCUGGACACUGGUCCCCACGAGAGGCUGAAGGUCCUCCAGAUGUGGAGCAGGCUUGUGAGCCAAGUGUGCGCACUUGGAGCCCCAAUGCCGGGAUCGAGCAAGGUGUUGUCGGCCUGUCCGAGUGCCCUCUCCAGGGCUGCAUGCUUCAGCUGGAGUUCCCCUACCCAUUGGUCCCAGACUCCUUGACCGUGUGGGUUACCUUCUUCAGCCCUGAGGAAACGGCCCUACCAGCUAUCCACAACAUCUUGCUACUGACUGUCAGUGGGAACAACAUUUCGUUGGGUCCCAGUAAUGUCUUCUGUGACACCCCACUGACUCUGAAGCUGGACAUUGAAGAAGAGGUGUAUGGGGUACAGUUUUUCACGAUGGAACAACACCUAGAGAUUGAUGCCACCCUCUUGGUGUCAAAGCCAGACUGCACGCUUUGUAGGCAUUGCCAACCACUACGCUACCGUCUGUUGCGCCAGCCACCCUUCACCCACGCACCCCACGGUCUGAUGUUGAAUGAACCCACCCGCCGAUACACAGACAGGGAUGUCCUGCCACAUGUCGUGUACACCUACCAGGUCCAAACCAUCUCUGGCCACAGCGAGAGCGAGCCCUCCCCGGCAUUGGUGCAUGAACUGGGGGCCCACUACUGUGGGGAUGGACGCAUCCAGAGUUCCAAAGGGGAGGAAUGUGAUGAUAUGAACUCUAUGAAUGGGGACGGCUGCUCGAGUCAGUGCAAGAAAGAGACCUUCUUCAACUGCAUUGAGGAGCCGAGCAUGUGUUACUACUAUGACGGUGAUGGCGUGUGUGAGGACUUUGAGCGAGAGACAGGCGUGAGAGACUGCGGCCUCUACACCCCCAGUGGUUUCCUUGACCAGUGGGCCUCCAGUGUGGAAGUUUCCCAUGAAGAGAAGCCCUACUGCUCUGGGGAGGUGGCUGCUGGGUACCCUGCCGUCACUAAGACAUGUCAGUCCAAGGUGUUUGAUCUGUCGGAUGGAGUAUCCCAGUAUGCGUGGUUCCCUUGCCGUGAGGCCCAUGUGACAACCUGGGGAUAUCCAAGCUACUGGCUCAAGGCCCACUUUUCUCAUCCCAUGGUGGCGGCAGCUGUGAUCAUCCACCUUGCUGCUGAUGGGACUACCUACGUUGACCAGACUCAGUGCAAUAUCACUGUUCAGCUGGUGGACACCAAGGAGGGCAUCCACAGUCUAGGCGAGUGGCGUCUCAGCUGCCGGACCAACCCGCUGGUGAUCCCAGUGAGCCACGACCUGUCCGUGGCCUUCUACCACACCAAGGCUAUCCUGGUCAUGUUUGCCUCCCGCCUCGUGGCCAUCUCCGGCGUCGGCCUGCGCUCCUUCCAGUCCUUCGACCCCAUCACGAUAAGCGGGUGCCAGAGCAAUGAGAUCUACAACCCGACGGGCCAGAGUUGUGUACAUUAUUCGUGCGAAGCCAUUGACUGCCAGGAACCCUUAAUCCGCAAUGCAGAGCUCAAGUGCAGUAGCCCUGGCCGCCACUUCUUCAAUGGCGACCGCUGCACCAUCUCCUGCAACUCUGGAUAUGUCCUGCAAAUCCACCAGGAUGAUGACAUCAUCAAGAGCCAGUCGGACUCUUCAGUCACCAUAACGUGUGCGAAUGGGAAGUGGAACAAACAGGUGUCGUGUGAGCCUGUGGACUGUGGCCUGCCCGACAAAUACCAUGUUCACCCGGCCCAUUUCAACUUCCCUGAGGGCACCACCUACGGCAAGAAGAGCACCUUUCAGUGCAGAGAACCUGCCCAGCUCGUAGGUACAAACAACACCCUUAUUUGCCUCGCCGACGGUCUGUGGUCUUUCCCGGAGGCUCUUUGUGAGCUUCGCUGCCCUGCCCCUCCUCCCGUACCCAACGCUGUGCUUCAGACCAAGCGCUGCAACGAGACAGGCCUCAAAGUGGGCACUCUCUGCAAGUACAAGUGCAAGCCAGGCUACCACGUCACCAACAAACCUAAAAGGCGUGCCUUUAAGCGCCAGUGCACGGAGGACGGCAGCUGGCUCGAGGGGGCAUGCGAGCCGGUGACUUGCGAUCCCCCACCUCCCAUCUUCCACGGCUCCUAUCACUGUACCGACGGCUUCCGCUUCGACAGCGUCUGCAGACUCAACUGCUCUGAUCCUGCCGGUAAUACUGCUAUCGCCGCCGCAGGAGGCUCUGCCCAUACGGUGAGGCUGCUGCACGCUCCAUGCAAGCAGGGCGCGGGGUCCAAUGUGAUCCGCUGCAGGAAGGAUGGAAACUGGACAGGGUCGUUCCGCCUAUGCCCGAACAGCAAGGGCCAGUGUUCUCUACCUCAAAACCUCCAUUUUAGCCUACAGUACUCAUGCAAGCAAGGACACGGCAUCGGUGAGGAGUGUGAGCUGACAUGCAGAGAGAGUAACAACGAUGUGGUGAUCCUCCCUAGCAACAUGACAGUAGAAAGAGUACUUAAAGAGCACUGGAGGAACCCGCACAAAGUCAAGAGUAUAGUCUGUACAAUGGGACUGAAAUGGUAUCCACACCCAGAAUUGCUCCACUGCAUCAAAGGAUGUGAGCCAUUCAUGGGAGACAACUACUGUGAUGCAGUCAACAAUAGAGCCUUCUGUAACUACGAUGGAGGAGACUGCUGCCAAUCCACUGUCAAGACCAAGAAGGUGAUUCCCUUCCCCAUGUCCUGUGACAUACGGGAUGAGUGCUCCUGUCGGGAUCCCAAUGCUAUAGAGAACAGAAAGGACGAACAUGUCCAUUCCCUGGGGUGACCAACCUGAGCGGGGACCUCUGUUAAACGUCCCGGGACCCUUGCUCCAACGCAACACAGCCAGAGUGGCCGAGGCAGUACCCUCCUUCAUCCUCCUCUCGGCCUCCAAUUUCCUGCACAUGCUGCUUAACAGGCAUACCUCUUCAUCCAUACUGCAACCCCAAACCAGCUGAAAAUGCCUCCGCCUCCACAUCACAGAAAGUUCUAGAAUAGAGGCUGGGACUCAUGAGACUCCACAGAAAACUUCAUUUCUAAGCUAAAAGGAAAGUAACCCUACAAUAUCAUCAUUAAAAAACAAACAAACAAACAAAAAAACAAACAUAUAUAGCAAGGGAAAAAAAUGAAUAACAAGAAACAGACUUUUUUUUUGAAAGAAUAAGAAAACAAACAAAUGGAAAAAAAAAAAAACUAAACAAAAAACAUAACCAAGCCUAGGUAGCAUGCCUUUCGUUCAGUUUCGUGCUGGCUUUAGUGUCUAUUUUAGUGACCUUGCUCUACAAAUCACACGAUUGAACCAAAGGUAAAUCAAAA